This is a messenger RNA of Cheilinus undulatus (humphead wrasse), 1767 nucleotides long. RefSeq names its product centrosomal protein 43 (gene cep43). Gene Ontology annotation, molecular function: calcium ion binding; protein binding. Gene Ontology annotation, biological process: microtubule anchoring. The transcript has 21 exons. Lineage: Eukaryota; Metazoa; Chordata; Actinopteri; Labriformes; Labridae. Bases 75 to 1658 code for a protein of 527 amino acids. The record is from RefSeq and is a predicted model, not a curated record. Gene Ontology annotation, cellular component: centrosome.
CUUCCGGGUGGUUUGUUUUGGUUUGUUGUCCUGACAGCAGCCGUUAGCUUUCGUUAGCAUCAGUUAUCUUCAUCAUGUCAGCCACAGAGGACGACACGGAGCUGAGAGACCUCCUGAUCCAGAACCUGGAGAACAGCGGAGUCCUCAACAAGCUCAAGGCGGAGAUGAGGGCAGCGGUGUUCCUGGCGAUGGAGGAGCAGGACAAACAGGAGAAUAAAAUUCCUCUGAUCAAUGAAAACCUGAAGAAAUUCCUCAACACCAAAGAUGGUCGUUUGGUAGCCGCUCUCAUUCUGGACUUCCUCCAGGUCUUUAACUUGGACUUCACACUCGCCGUGUUUCAGCCAGAGAUCAACUCCCUGAACGGUCUGGAUGGUCGGGAUCUGGUCAGCAGAGAUCUCGCUCUGUCAGAGUCCGAGGUGAACAGAAACUCUCCUCUGCUGCUGGAGCUCGUCAGGAGAAGACACAAACCCAAUGAGGGAGACCGAGGAGGAGGCAUCACAGCGGAGCCGACUCAGAAACAGAUCGCUCACGCUCGGAAGAAGUUUGACUCCUAUGACAAGGACGGGAGCGGCUCAGUUUUAAGAGAAGAUCUGAAGAAUGUGUUCACAGAUUUAUUCCCCAGCUUGAACAAGAACAUGGUGGAGAGGUUUGUCACUGAUGAGCUGAGAGCUGCAGAUAAAACCUUCUCUAAAACGGUCGACUUCCAGCUGUUUCUGGGGUUUUACAGACGUCUGUUCUCCCAGUGCAGAAGUGUGGUCGUUCAUGACUCUGACGUUGGUCAGACUCACGGUCCUGAAGAUAAAAUCAGCUCCCCAUCUGUCAGUAAGAUCCCCCGAUUAAAAGGCCAGAAUCACAGAGGACAGAGUCAGACAGCAGCCAAGGGCUCAUCAGACGGUGUGACAUCUCAGGGUAAAGGAGACUCCAAGCACAAGCAGACAUCCGACAUCAAGGCAUCGUCCACGGGUCAGCAGAGAGAGCGGGUGGACCUGGACCUGGAGGUGGAGGAUGAUGCUGACGAGGGCGACUCAUUUUUCGAUGACCCACUGCCCAAACCACAAAAGACCUAUGGCUGCUCUCCGUUUGGAGAAAAGGAUUCAUCAGAGAGGACGAACAGUCAGAGAGAUGUUGUCAACCUGAGGGAAGAGGGUCUUUCUGGGCCGGUCGUGUCCACCAUGAGGCGAGGCAAAAGCCUCAGCGAUCUCUCUCUCCUGGCUGCUGACUCAGAGGGCGAGCGAGACGAUCCUCCCUCUGAGCUCAGGAAAGCGGAGGCGUCUGGGGCCAGAGAGAGUCCGGUAGGGUCGCUAUCAGAGGCUCCGAGAACAGGAGGAGGAGGAGGAGGAGGAGGGAGCAGCUUGUCGGAGCAGAGCCACAGCAGAAACGGAGCAUCAAACUCCAGAGAGAGAGGAUUCAGAGAGUCCAAGACCCCCAUUGAUAAAACAGGAUCUCUGCAUUUAGAUGACGAUGUCGAAUACGACGACGACUUUAACAGUCAUCGGUCCGAUCUCUCAAAGAGUGAGGUCAGUAUCGGUGAGGAGAUUGAGGAAGUCUCCAUCGAAGGACCGGAGAACAGCGAUAAGUUUGAUGAAACCACCCAGGACCUAAGCGUUUCUCAGCUCAGUCAGAGUCACGGAGCCGACUACAUGGAGGAGGUGGCCUGAACUUCCCAUCAUCCACCACGCCACAAGCUCCCAUCAUGCAUCUCUUUGUAUCAACGAUAUUUAAGUCUGUACAGUUUCAAUGAGAAUAAUAAAUCCUUUUGUUUAAAGA